AUGAAAGUCCUUGUGGCAUUUCUGGUGGUGCUGGCCAGCUUUGGGAUACAAUCUCAUGGAUUUGAGGUUUAUAACCUCUUCUACCCAAGAAACAAUGGUGGUAAUGUUCAGGAGACGGUGCAAGUUGACAAUGAAAAAAAUAUUGCCAUUGUUGACAUCCAUGCAGGGUCAUGCUCUUCUACCACAAUUUUUGACUAUAAACAUGGAUACAUUGCAUCCAGGGUGCUUUCCCGAAGAGCUUGCUACAUUUUAAAGAUGGACCAUAAAGCCAUCCCUGCUCUGGACACACUCCAACGGUACAUCUAUGAGAAGCAGACUUUGAACACCAUGGCCUCUGGCAAAUACACCUGGGUUAGGGAUAACCCUCUGAAGUCUUUGAUCACCAAAGUGGACUGGUUCCUGUUUGGGUCACCUAUUGAGAAUCUCUGCAAGCACAUGCCCUUAUAUGAGGGGGAAGUGGUUGAAAAGUCAGAUCAUGAUGGUGGUAGAGGCUGUGUCAAGGCUGGGCUCCUGGGCAUCUUGGGAAUUUCCAUCUGUGCAGGUUUCCAUGUUUAGAAUGAUGGUCAGCCAAUUGAUUUUAUC
This is a messenger RNA of Heterocephalus glaber (naked mole-rat), 582 nucleotides long. RefSeq names its product gastrokine 2 (gene Gkn2). Lineage: Eukaryota; Metazoa; Chordata; Mammalia; Rodentia; Bathyergidae. The record is from RefSeq and is a predicted model, not a curated record.